Sycon ciliatum is the source of this 1191-nucleotide messenger RNA. RefSeq lists its product as uncharacterized. The record is from RefSeq and is a predicted model, not a curated record. The transcript has a single exon. Lineage: Eukaryota; Metazoa; Porifera; Calcarea; Leucosolenida; Sycettidae. Bases 1 to 1191 code for a protein of 396 amino acids.
AUGGCAACGGCGUCGCGACUUAUGGCAAGGCUCGACCGCAACGGCCGGCGGGCGCUGUAUGACGACGUCCUUCUGUGCGAGUACGGUGAGCUGGGCGCGAUCGAGCUUGAGCCGGACCCGUCGACGGCGGGAUACUACAUGCCACAUCAUGCAGUAUUCAAGGCCGAAUCCACGACGACGAAGACGCGCGUCGUUUUCAAUGCGUCCGCGUCACAGGCCGGCUGCGAGUCGUUGAACGCUCUGCUGGACCCGGGCCCGUCGUUACUACCGAGCUUAGCAGGCUUGCUGAUUCCGUUCCGGGAACAGCCGGUCGCCGUGCAAACCAACAUCAGGAAGGCCUUCGUUAUGAUCGGUAUGAAGGAGGCCGACCGGCGCUAUCUCCGAUUUCUGUGGAGCGAUGCGUCAGACAAGAUGCAGGUCUGGCGACUGGCGAGGGUGCCGUUCGGGGUGAAUUGUUCACCGUUUCUGCUCACAGCAGUGCUGCGGACGCACCUGGAGUCCUCGCUGGAGCAUGCCACGCCGACCGAGGCAGACGUCUUUGGCCGGUUGCGCGACAGUCUGUACGUCGAUGACUGCAUUGCCAGCGUGCAAACGAAUGACGCGGCACGCCAGUUCAAGAAGAUCGGCACCGCGUGCCUGGAGACAGCGGGCAUGGAUCUGCGGAAGUGGAAGUGCAAUGUUUCGCUUGGAGAUGACGAGGUACAGUCGAGCGGCAAGGUGCUCGGUCUCUGCUGGAAUGGCGAAGAGGAUUCGCUUCGCAUUCCGGUGCCUCCAGACUGUGACGAUCCGACGACAAAGCGCCAGCUGCUGCACUGCGUGGCCAGCCUGUACGACCCUCUUGGGUUCGCGUCGCCGUACGUCCUGCAGGGAAAGCUGUUCCUCAAGGAGCUAUGGCAGGAGGCUGUCGCGUGGGAUGACCAGGCGGCUGCAAGCAUGCAGGUGUUGAUCCGGCGAUGGUGGAGAGAGAGGACAGCUCUGCAGCACCAGCCACUGCCGCGCUACCUCAGCUGCAGCGCCGAAGCAGUGAUACAUCUGUUUGUCGACGCCUCUGAGAGCGGGUUCAGCUGCUGUAUCUACGCCACGUGGCCCAGAGUCAGCGAGCUGAUCUUCAGCAAAGCCAAGGUUGCUCCGAUGAAGCAGCAGACCCUGGCACUGAUGGAACUGCAGGCAGCAUUUGUCGGCAGUCGCUAG